AUGGCGGCAACGUUCUUAGCGGGCAUGAAAGCCUUGGAGAGAACGAAAGAGAAGGAAACGCAAGCGAUUCAAAAGAAAGCGAACUUGGUUUCCUCGUGGUUGUUAGAAAGGAAGGAGGAGAUUCGAGAGAGGAUGUUGUUGACGGAGAAGACCAAUACGACUACUAAUGUGAACAACAUCAUCGAACAAGAAGAAGGAGAGGAAAAGAAAAAGAGAUUAGUUGAAACAACGACAAAGAAGAGAGGGAAAUCAUCGUCGUUUACGUCGUCGUUGUCCACCUCGCCGGAGAAAAAGAAACAGAAAGAAAACAUCGAGGUUAUCGUCAUCGAUGAUGAAGACGCGAAGCCGCCAGCCAGCGCGACGACUUUGAGUAAGAAGAAACGGAAAUCUUCUCAACCAACCGUUGUGGUUUUUCCAAAAAACAACGAGAGCAGUCAACAAGCGUCGAACGAAGAAACGAAGAAAGCUUCUAUUCCUACUGCUCCAGCUGCUGCGGCGGCGGAAAUACAGAAGAAUAUAGAAGACGCAGAUGCGUCGAGAAAAGCAGGCCCUCCUGUUUCUUCGUCGAAGAAGAAGAAGAAAAAGAUGGAAGCGAGUCUCGUGAGCGGCGCGACCGGCGUGGGGGAACAACACCUUUCCGCGAAGAAGAAAAAGACAGAUGUCGAGAAUGACGUUGCCGCAGGAGACAAAGCAGGGAGCAGUCAAACGGCGGUCACGGCAACAGUAGCGAUGAAGAGCUCCACGGAAGUGUCCAGAGUAGUUGGUGAGAAGAAGACGGUACCGGUUUCAGGGGGACAAAAAGAGGAUGCGCAAGCGGCACGGGAACAAGAACCAAAAAAGGGGACUGAUUUGGUCGCGCCGGAGAAAUUGGCGAUGAAAAAUAAUGUUCCGUUUAGCACAACAAAGAAUAACAUGGAGAAUAAGCGACCGGUGCAACAGCAGCAGCAACAACAGUUGCAGCACAGAGUCGUUGCUCCGCUGCCACCGUCGUCACUACAACCGCAGCAGCAUAGACCGACGACCGAGGAGGAGGAAAAAGCGAAGCGCGAAAAGGCGAGAGCGAGAGGCAUGGCGUUUCUUAAAGUCGGUACCUCUUCAAAACCGAGCAUGAAAACGAAGAGCGCCGCCGCGGCGCGGCUCAACGCACCGGCACCGCAAGUGAAGCAUCCGCAGCAACAACAACAAAAUAAGACAACGGUGGAGAAGAUGCAAGCGCUCGCGAAAGCAAUGGAGGUCGCGUCUGGUAAAAUCCCCUCUUCCUUGGCGUCGGUGCAACCGGCGCCGUCAACGCAGCACGCGGCAGCGGCGAUCGAAGAAACCCAAAGGGCAUUAGCUGAUCGAAUGAAGCGCGCGGAGGAAUACAACGAGAGAUUGCGGAUGGAAGAAAAAGAGAAGCAAAUGCAACGAGAGCGAGAGGGGCAAAAGUUAGAAGAGCAAAAGAGAAGAGAGUUAGCGGAGAAGAAGAAACGAGAGCAGCGUGAGGAAAUCGAACUCCAAGAACGAGAGCAAAAACGUCUCCGUAUGGAGAAGAUGGAGCUGGCUAAGAGAGAGAGAGAAAUGGCACUGAGCGCGCAGCACGAAGAAAAUUUAAGAGCGCGUGCAAUUUUAGAAGCGCAAGAGAGAGAGCGUCUUCGCGAGAAGCAGCAGCAACAACAACAGCGAACGACGACAAAGCCUGCGCACAACAUGCAUCCGUCCUCCUCGCUCGUUAAGAAUAAUAGUUACCAACAACAACGCUCGCAACAUCAAAAACAGCACGUCGUUGAAACUACCGCUGAUCGCGCUGUAACGGAAAAGAGUAAAAGGCUUUUGGAGAACGCGAGAAACGCCUUGGCGGGCGGUGCAGCGGCGAGUAACAUCACACCUUCGAGAAGACACCAGCAGCAAAUGAUGACACCUUCGAAAAUCAAAUCUUUCAAUGUAACGCCGAGGGGAACACCGUCGAGUCUAGCAAAUAACACCAACUACCACGAUCGAUCCAUUCCUAGAUCGCACUCGAAGUUUCCGAGUUCGUACGAAAUGUCCCCUAUGAGAGAUGAUUCGGACGAUAGCGAUUCUGAGGACCAGCGAAGAGGGAAGCCGAUUCCGCCGUGGGCACACAAAGAGUCCUUGAUUCCCAUGCUCAAAGCGCAAGCGCGAAUGGAUCCAGAUAUGAUAUUCCCGAAUCCUCCCGCGACGUGUUCUUUGUCGCAAGUGUUUGGUAAACCAGCGAGCAACGAAGCGAGAAGAGGUUCCUCCGGAAACUGGCAACACGAUAGAUUACGCAUCGACGAAGAAUUGAACUAUAAGCGAACGAUGGGGUAUAGGAUCAUAUAA
Messenger RNA from Bathycoccus prasinos, 2316 nucleotides. RefSeq lists its product as hypothetical. Gene Ontology annotation, cellular component: chromosome passenger complex; nucleus; midbody. Bases 1 to 2316 code for a protein of 771 amino acids. Gene Ontology annotation, molecular function: protein serine/threonine kinase activator activity. The transcript has a single exon. Gene Ontology annotation, biological process: metaphase chromosome alignment; positive regulation of protein serine/threonine kinase activity; mitotic cytokinesis. Lineage: Eukaryota; Viridiplantae; Chlorophyta; Mamiellophyceae; Mamiellales; Bathycoccaceae. The record is from RefSeq and is a predicted model, not a curated record.